Rhododendron vialii is the source of this 1091-nucleotide messenger RNA. Its product is annotated as expansin-like B1. Gene Ontology annotation, cellular component: extracellular region. Bases 64 to 834 code for a protein of 256 amino acids. Lineage: Eukaryota; Viridiplantae; Streptophyta; Magnoliopsida; Ericales; Ericaceae. The transcript is spliced from 5 exons. The record is from RefSeq and is a predicted model, not a curated record.
UCACUACCAUCUUAAUUUCUCUAUCUGCUUCUUAAUUUUCUUCUAAUUCUCCUCUAAUUUACAAUGGGUUUCCCUCAUAUCUCUUUCUUCCAUCUGUUUUCCACUUUUCUUCUCAUGAAGAUAACUGUGGGAGAUGCAGCAACGUGCAGUGACUGCUUCACUCAUUCUCGAGCAGCUUACUACCCCAAUUCUGAUGAACAAGGAACAGAAACCGGGGCAUGCGGUUUUGGUACCUUCGGAGCAACCAUCAACGGCGGGGAUGUAUCAGCUGCAUCUGAUCUCUAUCGUGAUGGCGUAGGUUGCGGUGCUUGCUAUCAGGUGAGGUGCACCAACAGUAACUUGUGCUCAGACAAAGGGGUAACCGUAGUUAUAACUGACAAUGGUGCGAGUGAUCGAACCGACUUUAUUCUGAGCAGGCGAGCCUUUGGACGAAUGGCUCAGACUACAGAUGGUGCUGCGUCUCUUCUAGCCUUUGGCGUGGUUGAUAUCGAAUAUAGACGUGUGUCCUGUAGCUACCCAAGCAAGAAUAUAACAAUCAAGAUAGAUGAGAACAGUAACUACCCUCAUUACCUGGCUUUUGUGAUAUGGUAUCAACAAGGCAAAAAGGACAUCACUGCCGUCCAGCUUUGUGAGACACAAAGUUUCGGGUGCAAGCUAUUGGAUAGGAGUUAUGGAGCAGUAUGGACAACUUCCUCACCCCCGAGUGGAUCCCUAUCAAUAAGGAUGCUUUUUAGUGAUGAUGAUGAUGAGACUUGGGUUGUUCCGGUUAACGACAUACCCCAAGAUUGGACACCGGGGAAUACAUAUGAUUCCGGUGUACAAGUGAACUUAUAGCCGAACAGACAGGACUCUUAUGUUGAUUGGAAUGCAUUCAUACCACGGGAAUAACCCCCAUGUCGCUUCAUAAAUUGUUCUUUUCACACAGCCUCUGUUUAUUUUGAUUUAGAUAGUUUUAGAAUAAACUUUGACAAGUUUUUCAAUGUAAUCAUUAUAUCGUUGACGAAUAAUAUCAAAAAUAGGUCUUAGUAUAGCUUUGAAUUGGUUCGAGUAUAGUGGUCAAUUUGGAAAAUACAGUAACAAUUUUCAUUGUA